UGUUCCAUUUGGUACCAACAGAGCGGCAAGGUAAAUAUCGACUGGUGUUUCCGGCGUUCGACCAACCAAUAUCUUCGCUUUCGUUCGACACAGUUCUCUCCCGAGAUUAUAAAAAUUAUCGCGAAGUUUAUUAACUAUCGAUAGAGUGAAAGCGAAUUUGUCGAAGAAGUGUUCUUUGGUUGGACAGAGGUGGUAAAGUUUGAUGGUUGAAUUUGAUAUCGGUACCAGUGUUGUUUUGAUUGUGCAAUGGUUAGAACUGGAGAUAUCUUGAUCACUUGUCUCUCGGAUGCUGUGGAAGAUAAUUGCAUGGCUAAGCCGUCACAGAGACAUCAGGACUUAGGAGAGAAAGGAAAAGUCCGCGUUGAUACAGAACUGAAGAACAUGAACCAGAGCCAAGGACAGAGCUCAGGAGCACCAAGGAUGGCCUUACCAGACACAGUUUGCAAACCCAUACACUGCCACGAGGCCAGACAAAGAUACCACCCACCCAAUUUGGCAGACAGCCCAUGGCACAUAAAGAAGACAAUUUUUUUAGUUGGACUUAUAGUAUUAUUAAUCAUUUGGGCAAUAACGUACGCUCUAUUGAAGCAUUACGAUGUUAUUUGACAGUGAUUUUGUUAUGUGCUCUAGCUACAUGGGACAGUAUCAUUCUACAUGUGUGUUUGUUUUUGUUUUUGUAUAUACAAAUCUUCAGAAUACCGUCAUGUACAAUGUUUUUUACAUAUAUCGAGAUAUAUUUAAGUUUCAAAUAAAUAAAUGAUAAGAUA
This is a messenger RNA of Harmonia axyridis, 767 nucleotides long. RefSeq lists its product as uncharacterized. NCBI's taxonomy places the organism in Eukaryota, Metazoa, Arthropoda, Insecta, Coleoptera, Coccinellidae. The transcript is spliced from 2 exons. The coding region runs from base 247 to 606 and encodes 119 amino acids. The record is from RefSeq and is a predicted model, not a curated record.